CAGGGCAGGGAGAGUCUAUGGCAAACUUCCUUGAAGGAGGACAGCACCUGGGCUGAGUGGGAAGCAACUGGCCCACUCGCAGGCCCAGGAGCCAUCCCAUCUCUCCCUCUAGGCCCUCUGCAUCUAGAGAAGGGUCGCCUAGGAGGCCCUUUCCCCCAAGAACCUGGAGGCCGGACGUUUAGCUGGGACCCAAGACACCUGCUGGAUCAUCUGACCUUCUUCACCAAAGCAGGAAAGAAGGAGCAUUGAGCCCUGAGACCGGACAGCAGUUUUCAAUUUGAUCUUCUCCUCUGGCCCCACGCUGCACUUCACCCAGACAGGAUGAGAAUAUCAGUAUCUCCCCGCUUUGUAGGUGUGCUUCGCCUCCUGGCCCUCAUCCUUGCCCUGGUCACCACGUGGCUCUUCAUUCACAGCUAUAUGAGCUUCAACAUAAAAAACAUCCGUCUGCCUCGCUGGCUGGGUGGCUCUACCUCCAAGGAGACCAAAGUUGUGAAGACCAAGUGUGGCCUCAGCAAGUCCUGCCCAGCCAACUUCUUCGCAUUUAAAAUCAUCAGCGGGGCAGCCAAUGUCGUAGGCCCCUCUCUGUGCUUUGAAGACCACAUGAUCAUGAGUGCUGUGAAAAACAACGUAGGCAGAGGCCUGAACAUCGCCCUGGUGAAUGGAACCACGGGGAUGGUGAUGAGACAGAGCAUCUUUGACAUGUACUCUGGAGAUGUUAAUCACCUGGUGAAAUUCCUUAAAGGAAUUUCAGAGGGCACACUGGUGCUGGUGGCCUCCUAUGAUGACCCAGGGACCAAAAUGAAUGAUGAAAUCAGACAGCUCUUCUCCAAGUUGGGGAGUUCUCAUGCAAGCAACUUGGGCUUCCGGGACAGCUGGGUCUUCUUAGGAGCCAAAGACCUCAAGAAUAAAAGCCCCUUUGAGCAGUUCUUAAAGAACAACCCAGAAACAAACAAAUAUGAGGGAUGGCCAGAGCUGCUGGAGCUGGAAGGCUGUGUGCCCUCGAAGAUAGCUUAGGGUGGCCAUGGCCCUUCCCGGGUCAGGGGCCUGAAGAAGCUCCUGCCUGCCUGAGGAGUCAGAGCCCUGGCAGGGGCUGAGAGGCAGAAGAGCGGUCACCUGCAGCAGAGGGAAGUCUGACAGGCCCGCGCACAGUGAUGGGCCUCCACUCUCCGGAAACAAACCCUCCUGUGGGGCUGACAGGAAGAUGACUGGCCUCCGAGAGUCCUUCUGCAACAGCUGUCUGUGGAGAGAACAGGUGUGGUUUCGUCAGGGACUGCUGACGGCCAGUUCUGAAGAAGGACUGACUACAUGUGAGCAAAAUUAAAUUCUAUUUUUGUUGAUUUUCAACAAACUUUCU
This is a messenger RNA of Nycticebus coucang (slow loris), 1354 nucleotides long. It is a transcript of the gene FAM3D, whose product is annotated as FAM3 metabolism regulating signaling molecule D. The transcript has 10 exons. NCBI's taxonomy places the organism in Eukaryota, Metazoa, Chordata, Mammalia, Primates, Lorisidae. The record is from RefSeq and is a predicted model, not a curated record. The coding region runs from base 322 to 1014 and encodes 230 amino acids.